GCUUUUCUUUUUUCUGUAAUCAGGUCUCUUUUGAAAUCGCUUCGUACUGCCACGUCAUCUGAUGUCACUGCCGCACCUGCGCAGCCAUCUUGUACUUCUGCGGCCAGAGAGGAAGGAAGAAAAGCAAGGAUAAAACUGAACCGUGCUAUUAUUCAUUAGAGUAAUGUCCGAUAAGUGAAGGGACGUAACUGAAAGGCAGCGUGCAGCGUGACAGCAGCGGAGGGGAAUCAGAGACACGGCGGAGUUCGUCACAGAGCCAUAGAAUUACACACGCAGAGGAGUCAUCUGUUCUCUAGGAGUGAAAAGAGGAAGGAAGAGUGUCCGUCAGCUUUCCACCUAAAAUAAUACACACCGGCCUUCACCCACCAUGAAUCCUGAAUAUGACUACCUGUUCAAGUUGCUCCUCAUCGGUGACUCUGGAGUGGGCAAGUCAUGUCUCCUGUUGAGAUUUGCAGAUGACACGUACACAGAGAGCUACAUCAGCACCAUUGGAGUGGACUUCAAGAUCCGCACCAUUGAACUGGAUGGCAAAACUAUUAAGCUUCAGAUUUGGGAUACUGCUGGUCAGGAAAGGUUUCGCACCAUCACUUCAAGUUACUACAGAGGGGCACAUGGCAUCAUUGUGGUGUAUGAUGUUACUGAUCAGGAAUCUUACAACAAUGUAAAACAGUGGCUUCAGGAGAUUGAUCGCUAUGCCAGUGAGAACGUCAACAAGCUGCUGGUUGGAAACAAGUGCGACCUCACCACUAAGAAAGUAGUGGACUACACAACAGCCAAAGAAUUUGCUGAUUCUCUUGCCAUUCCUUUCCUUGAAACGAGCGCUAAGAACGCCACCAACGUGGAGCAGGCCUUCAUGACCAUGGCUGCCGAGAUCAAGAAACGCAUGGGCCCGGGAGCUACAGCUGGAGGAGACAAACCCAACCUGAAGAUCGAGAGCACUCCAGUUCGACAGUCUGGUGGUGGCUGCUGUUGAAGAGCAUCUCUCUCACACAUACACUCACAAAAACAUGCCCUUUCUGCCCUCCCAUACAUACAUACAUACAUACAUACAUACAUACAUACAUACAAACGCACACACACACACAAACACACACUUGCAUACAUCUAGGAGCAUAAGAACAGAAGGUGAUGUUCUAACAUUCGCAUGGGAGUAACCACUGCAUUCGAAGCCAGCUUUCUAAUGGCUUCCUUGCGAGAAGUUUGUAGCUUCCUCUGUGAGAUCCCGGUCCUCUCCUUGGUUUUAUACUCCUAGACUCCAUCCCUAUCUCUUUCAAUAUUUGUCUUCUCAAACCUUGACCUAUUCUUCUACUUUAGUCUCACCUGCAUUAAAAUUUCCACCCACAACCCAAACUCUAUACAGACACAGUGAUUUCUGGGUCUUUUAAAGGUUAUCUGUCUUCUAACCGACAGGUGUCAAUUAGAAAUAGGAAGUAAAAUUGGCUUCUGGAGGAUUCCCUAUUUAUUAUAUGCAGAGCUGAGGGAUGUGAGUGAAGAGAGAAAGUUACAUAAUGUUUGUCAUAACGUCUCUCCCCAGUCUUGCGUUCACAGAUCCAACACACGAAUCACAGAUCACGUACUUGUUGAGUGUAUAAAGAAUGAAAAAUCAAAAAUUUGGCAAUAUUAUACGUCUCAUUUUCCGAUCUUAUAAGGAUUGUUAUUAAUUUUAAGACUUAUUAUAGUUUUUUCCUAAUCAGAAUUAUUGUAUAAAGGCUUACUGCUGUCAAAUGAAGGUGUUUGGCGGGGAGGGGGUGGAAAGCUUGAUGUCUGGGGUUUAGGCUAAAUGACUAAAGCUACUGUUCCCUGUUACCUCAUUUAGCCCCUCCCCUGUCAUUUGUUCUGAGUGUUUUCAGGAGCAGGAAAAAAAAAGUUAAAUCCAGACUGGAACUGAAAAGCCUAGUGGUGGCACAAUUUUCUCUUCUGUAUUUUAAGUGAACGUCAGUUGUUGUCCUUCAUCACUGGACGCUUGGUGCAGUAAGGCAGUCGUAUAUGUAAUUUGCGAUUUAGGUUUU
Molecule: messenger RNA, 2009 nt
Organism: Clarias gariepinus (North African catfish)
Lineage: Eukaryota; Metazoa; Chordata; Actinopteri; Siluriformes; Clariidae
Gene: rab1ba
Product: zRAB1B, member RAS oncogene family a
Exons: 6
Coding region: 368-973 (201 amino acids)
Molecular function (GO): GTPase activity; GTP binding
Source: RefSeq, a predicted model, not a curated record